Messenger RNA from Populus nigra (black poplar), 1002 nucleotides. RefSeq lists its product as uncharacterized. The coding region runs from base 47 to 868 and encodes 273 amino acids. NCBI's taxonomy places the organism in Eukaryota, Viridiplantae, Streptophyta, Magnoliopsida, Malpighiales, Salicaceae. The transcript is spliced from 2 exons. The record is from RefSeq and is a predicted model, not a curated record.
CCAAAUCUGUUUUGGCAGGAUACGGAACUUGGAGGGGGAGGGAGCGAUGGCCAGCGAUGGCAAAGAAGAGAGAAGAAGAAGAAUCGUGGAAAGAGGGUCGGACCGGAUGGCUCUAAUCACCGGCCAAAUUCAAAGUCUCGAUUCGUCUUCAUCACAAGCAUCUUCAACAACAUCAAAUUACAGUCACCUUGCACAUGAUAAUCCAUCAUCCCCAUCAACCACGUUCUCUCAACAUGCUCAAAUUGAUGCUGGUUCUGGAGGAGCAGAUUAUGAGUCUGGUUCUAAAUUUCCGAAACGAAAGGCCAGCAAUGAAGCUUCCGAAGGGAUCGACUUUGACAUUAGAGACCAAGUAGAACAACAUUUACAGGAGCGAGUGACACCUACAGAAGCUUACAGCAAUAUGACUGAAAUACAAACGUCUAUAGUGACACCAUCAAUUCGAAAGGCAUCAGAUAAGCCCAAUUUUUUCUCUUCGAAGAGAAUAAACUCCUGCAUUAUAGCCUCCCAGAGAUCUCGUGUUAUUUGUUCUCUCAUAAUAGCUUCUCUCGUGCUUAUAUCUUACAUUGAUUAUCCACUGCUUGGAAUUAACAUAGUUAGUUCAGAGAGCAUUAUAGCCUCUAGGCCUCUUUACAUAGUCCUGCUAACUGAUGUAACAAUUGUGCUUGUCCGACUGUUUCGUGAAAGGGGAAAUCAUGGCAGUGAGGAAUCUGAGAGAGAACGAAUGGUAUCUAAGGAAGAUGGAGAUAACUGGGUGGGAGCAGUUAAGCUCUUGGAGAGAGGUUUGACUGUGUAUCAGGCCGUCCGCGGCAUCUUCAUUGACUGCAGUGUUUAUUUAGUCGUUGUUAUCUGCACCCUCUCUCUAUUGUAGUUUUGAUAGCAAGAUGAAUAUUUGUAAGCUCUUGGCUGCAUGGAGUAUGGAUCCAAUUCAGCAGAGCAAUAAUGCUUGUUGUAAAAUCCCUGAACUCAUUUGUUCAUGUCAAAUUCCAUAAACACCAUUACUUA